AUGAAGUGCGAGUCAUUGGUGGGUGCAUUGGUGUUGCUGUGCACAGUCGAGGCGUUCUUCCUCUCCCAUCGCACCAUCAAGCCGGACGACAAGCCGCACACGCCAAAUUACAUUCGGCUUCGUAAAAAUGAUGCCUUCCUGGCCUGCACCACCGACUCGCUGCAAAACGAGUGCGGUCCGAACGGGGUGGAUUGUGUGAAAGAUGCGUGCACGAGAUGUGCUGUCCAUAUCUCCGAUCCGUACUCCUACUGCAUGCGCGUGACAUCAUGCGUCUGCUCGUUGACCCGCGACCCGGACUGCUUCAAGAUCGUCGACGAGUGCUAU
Messenger RNA from Mesorhabditis spiculigera, 324 nucleotides. Lineage: Eukaryota; Metazoa; Nematoda; Chromadorea; Rhabditida; Rhabditidae. The record is from the annotation of a GenBank genome assembly.